Messenger RNA from Moneuplotes crassus, 1910 nucleotides. The record is from the annotation of a GenBank genome assembly. NCBI's taxonomy places the organism in Eukaryota, Ciliophora, Spirotrichea, Euplotida, Euplotidae.
GUAAUAAUGAACAUUUUUCAGGAAGGAGGCGGUCUUAGUAAGGAUAAACCCUUAGGCAAGAUUCAGCUGAACCCUCAGAAAAUUCGGAAAUUGAAACCAAUCGAUAAGAACAAAAUCAAGAAGAGAAAUGUAUUCUCCAAACAAAAAACGAAAGAUGAGAUUUUUGGGUGAAGGAAAAGCUCCAAUAAAUUUCAAAGGGUGCCGAGAAACAAGGCAUUUUCUCAAAGUCCUCGACCGUUACCACUAGGUGUUGACUCUACAGAUUGCCAGAGCCCGAUGAACCCAGGCUAUGUCUCUAAUCUGAGUGACUGAAGAGGCUCGGAUGUAUCUAAAAAAUUCUGUGAAAGUCCUGUACUUCGCCAGCAAAUGAAUGUCAUGGGUGAGAAUUACAAAAAGGAUCAAACCACUGAAGACAUUGAAAGAAUCGAAACUCUCACAUAUAUCCUGAACAAUAAAUAAAAUGAUUGAUGAAGCAAAGGUGAUGAACCAGAGCGACUUAAUAAAUUUCUUAAACCAUACGCAUCAAAUGAUUCGUACUUUUAAAGAGCAUCCUGGUAUUGGCUAUAUGGGAAAUGCGACUGUAACCCAAGGACAGAUGGACAAAUAAAAUCAUUAACCUGAAGAAAAUAAACACUCCAUCUCCAGUCAAACUACAAAAAGUGAAAGGUAAAAGGAAGGAAAAUGAACUGAAAAAAUUGAUAAAAAUGGAAGAAAUUAAACCGAUGAAAAGGGUAAAAAGCCCAGAUGUGCUCAUCAGGAAGAAGAAGGCUCCGAAGAGAAAUCUAUCAAAUAUGGUAACACUUAAUGCUACCCACAACAAUUCUCGCAUGAAGGCAACUCCGAACGCUGUGAAGCAGAAAAGAUCAAGGAUGAAGAAUAAAAGCGGUUUUGACAUCUUCAAUGAAUUCUCGAUUAAGAAGAAGUCGAAGGUACAGAAAUUGGACAAAAUGAUGAAGAAACUCACAGUAAAAUUCAAAUCAAAAAUGACUUUUGAUGAUAAAGUUAUAGCAGGACUGCAAUCUAAAAUUAAGAACUUGACUAAGAAAGCAGAGGGACACAAUUUAGCUCCAAAGUUGAGACUUGAUACUAUCAAAAGGACCAGCCAGAGACCUCAUAAUAAAAAACUAAUGAAGAUUAGUCCAAGUAAGUUGAGUAAGAGAAAGUCUCCAGAUUCAACGAAAAAUAACAAAAUUCUGAAUAAAAAAUUUUCAGCAAGAAAAUUAUCUGAGAAAGAUACAGGGUGUAAAAUGUUUCAGUCUCUGAAUCAGUCUAACGAUGAAUCAGCCAUUUCAAAGGAGUCAAAUGAGAAGUCUAAAAAUUCUCCUGAAUUUGGGACAAGUCAAGAUUCGUCUAGAAAGAACAUUAAGAAGUUUAAACAGAGAUCUUCAACAUUGAAGACGAAUCAGUUUGAGAAGUUUCAAAUAAAGAUAAGCAAACCUGAUGAGGAGACUUCUAUCUCUAAGUUCAAGCCUCGGAGGAGUAAGACGAAGAUUACACUCUCACCCUCAGCUAUGAAGUCAAGGAGUGUACCUAAGAAGUCUAAUUCAUCUGCUAAUGUCCGUUCUAACUCAGCGAAGGGAAAUACUUUGGGAGUGGUGAAAAAUAUGAAGAAGAAGAUCAAGAAGAAAGGUAGUUUUAGACCAAAUAUGAAUGGUCAAGAAGAGAUUAAGGUGAUGAAGAAGUUCAAGCAUAGCUUGACUCAUACUUUUAUUGACCUGGAGUGUUUUGAUAUUGAAGAGAUAGAAGAAGAGUCAUCCUCUUCUUCCCAAACCUCUAUGAGUUCGGUUUCCCAACAGAACACAACUAGAGGACCUGCCAUGAAUACAUUGGUGAAGGAACAUAGCGCUCCAGUGAGAUUGAGAUAAUAGAAGGACCCAUUUUUCAAGUAAUUUUGUACUUCAAUAUUAUAU